Molecule: messenger RNA, 6976 nt
Organism: Nothobranchius furzeri (turquoise killifish)
Lineage: Eukaryota; Metazoa; Chordata; Actinopteri; Cyprinodontiformes; Nothobranchiidae
Gene: zc3h12ab
Product: zinc finger CCCH-type containing 12Ab
Biological process (GO): 3'-UTR-mediated mRNA destabilization
Cellular component (GO): nucleus; cytoplasmic ribonucleoprotein granule
Molecular function (GO): RNA endonuclease activity; mRNA binding; metal ion binding
Source: RefSeq, a predicted model, not a curated record
GUUCUGGGAGAGCUGGUUCAGCUCGGAGCCGGUCAGGAGGUCAAGCAGGGACCUGUGACCACCGUAUCUGUGUUAAAGCCCGGAGGGGCCCCCGCUCCCAAUCUGCUGCUGCCUGUGACCCAUCCUGAGAGCAGAGAGAACCCAGAGGAUGGUGAUGUUCUGAGAGCUGUAGUGAUAGACGGCAGCAACGUGGCCAUGAGCAACCGGAUCAGCGGUAGCGAACUCCCAGUUUUAAACCAGGUGAUGGAAAACUUUCCUUUCAGUUGCUUUUGAAGAUACGUCCUUACAUGUUUCCUUCAGGGAAACAAAAACAGCUGUUUCUGACACGUCUCAGGUUCAAAUCCCGGCUGCUGCCUUUCUGUGUGGAGUUAGCGUGUUCUCCUCAUGCACGUGUGGAGUUAGCAUGUUCUCAUGUAUGUGUGGAGUUAGCGUGUUCUCAUGUAUGUGUGGAGUUAGCGUGUUCUCCUCAUGCAUGUGUGGAGUUAGCAUGUUCUCAUGCAUGUGUGGAGUUAACAUGUUCUCCUCAUGCACGUGUGGAGUUAGCAUGUUCUCCUCAUGCAUGUGUGGAGUUAGCAUGUUCUCAUGUAUGUGUGGAGUUAGCGUGUUCUCAUGCAUGUGUGGAGUUAGCGUGUUCUCCUCAUGCAUGUGUGGAGUUAGCGUGUUCUCCUGCAUGUGUGGAGUUAACAUGUUCUCCUCAUGCAUGUGUGGAGUUAGCAUGUUCUCAUGUAUGUGUGGAGUUAGCGUGUUCUCAUGCAUGUGUGGAGUUAGCGUGUUCUCAUGCAUGUGUGGAGUUAACAUGUUCUCCUCAUGCACGUGUGGAGUUAGCAUGUUCUCCUCAUGCAUGUGUGGAGUUAGCAUGUUCUCAUGUAUGUGUGGAGUUAGCGUGUUCUCAUGCAUGUGUGGAGUUAGCGUGUUCUCCUCAUGCAUGUGUGGAGUUAGCGUGUUCUCCUCAUGCAUGUGUGGAGUUAGCGUGUUCUCCUCAUGCAUGUGUAGAGUUAGCGUGUUCUCCUCAUACAUGUGUGGAGUUAGCGUGUUCUCAUGUAUGUGUGGAGUUAGCGUGUUCUCAUGCAUGUGUGGAGUUAGCAUGUUCUCCUCAUGCAUGUGUGGAGUUAGCGUGUUCUCAUGCAUGUGUGGAGUUAGCAUGUUCUCAUGCAUGUGUGGAGUUAGCGUGUUCUCCUCAUGCAUGUGUGGAGUUAGCGUGUUCUCCUCAUGCAUGUGUGGAGUUAGCGUGUUCUCUUCAUGCAUGUGUGGAGUUAGCAUGUUCUCAUGUAUGUGUGGAGUUAGCGUGUUCUCAUGCAUGUGUGGAGUUAGCAUGUUCUCCUCAUGCAUGUGUGGAGUUAGCGUGUUCUCAUGCAUGUGUGGAGUUAGCGUGUUCUCAUGCAUGUGUGGAGUUAGCGUGUUCUCAUGCAUGUGUGGAGUUAGCGUGUUCUCCUCAUGCAUGUGUGGAGUUAGCAUGUUCUCAUGCAUGUGUGGAGUUAGCGUGUUCUCAUGCACGUGUGGAGUUGGUGUGUUCUCCUCAUGCAUGUGUGGAGUUAGCAUGUUCUCCUCAUGCAUGUGUGGAGUUAGCGUGUUCUCCUCAUGCAUGUGUGGAGUUAGCGUGUUCUCCUCAUGCAUGUGUGGAGUUAGCGUGUUCUCCUCAUGCAUGUGUAGAGUUAGCGUGUUCUCCUCAUGCACGUGUGGAGUUAGCGUGUUCUCAUGCACGUGUGGAGUUAGCAUGUUCUCCUCAUGCAUGUGUGGAGUUAGCAUGUUCUCAUGUAUGUGUGGAGUUAGCGUGUUCUCAUGCAUGUGUGGAGUUAGCAUGUUCUCCUCAUGCAUGUGUGGAGUUAGCGUGUUCUCAUGCAUGUGUGGAGUUAGCAUGUUCUCAUGCAUGUGUGGAGUUAGCGUGUUCUCCUCAUGCAUGUGUGGAGUUAGCGUGUUCUCCUCAUGCAUGUGUGGAGUUAGCGUGUUCUCUUCAUGCAUGUGUGGAGUUAGCAUGUUCUCAUGUAUGUGUGGAGUUAGCGUGUUCUCAUGCAUGUGUGGAGUUAGCAUGUUCUCCUCAUGCAUGUGUGGAGUUAGCGUGUUCUCAUGCAUGUGUGGAGUUAGCGUGUUCUCAUGCAUGUGUGGAGUUAGCGUGUUCUCAUGCAUGUGUGGAGUUAGCGUGUUCUCCUCAUGCAUGUGUGGAGUUAGCAUGUUCUCAUGCAUGUGUGGAGUUAGCGUGUUCUCAUGCACGUGUGGAGUUGGUGUGUUCUCCUCAUGCAUGUGUGGAGUUAGCAUGUUCUCCUCAUGCAUGUGUGGAGUUAGUGUGUUCUCCUCAUGCAUGUGUGGAGUUAGCAUGUUCUCCUCAUGCAUGUGUGGAGUUAGCAUGUUCUCCUCAUGCAUGUGUGGAGUUAGCAUGUUCUCCUCAUGCAUGUGUGGAGUUAGCAUGUUCUCCUCAUGCAUGUGUGGAGUUAGCAUGUUCUCAUGCAUGUGUGGAGUUAGCAUGUUCUCCUCAUGCAUGUGUGGAGUUGGUGUGUUCUCCUCAUGCACGUGUGGAGUUAGCAUGUUCUCAUGCAUGUGUGGAGUUGGCGUGUUCUCCUCAUACAUGUGUGGAGUUAGCAUGUUCUCAUGCAUGUGUGGAGUUAGCAUGUUCUCAUGCAUGUGUGGAGUUAGCGUGUUCUCCUCAUGCAUGUGUGGAGUUAGCGUGUUCUCCUCAUGCAUGUGUGGAGUUAGCGUGUUCUCCUCAUGCACGUGUGGAGUUAGCGUGUUCUCCUCAUGCAUGUGUGGAGUUAGCGUGUUCUCCUCAUGCACGUGUGGAGUUAGCAUGUUCUCCUCAUGCAUGUGUGGAGUUAGCAUGUUCUCAUGCAUGUGUAGAGUUAGCGUGUUCUCCUCAUGCACGUGUGGAGUUAGCAUGUUCUCCUCAUGCAUGUGUGGAGUUAGCAUGUUCUCAUGCAUGUGUAGAGUUAGUGUGUUCUCCUCAUGCACGUGUGGAGUUAGCGUGUUCUUCUCAUGCACGUGUGGAGUUAGCGUGUUCUCCUCAUGCACGUGUGGAGUUAGCGUGUUCUCCUCAUGCAUGUGUGGAGUUAGCGUGUUCUCCUCAUGCACGUGUGGAGUUAGCGUGUUCUCCUCCUGCACGUGUGGAGUUAGCAUGUUCUCAUGCACGUGUGGAGUUAGCGUGUUCUCCUCCUGCACGUGUGGAGUUAGCGUGUUCUCAGGCUUCCUCCCAUGAACAAAAAAGAUUAUUUACAAGCUGUAAACUGUCCCUAUAUGUGAGUUUUUGUGAUGGACUGGAGACAUGUCCAUGCUGCCCUUGUCUGUCACUCGAUGAUUGUUGGUGGUAGGCAGCAGCUGCCUGAGAGCAUACUGAGGAAUACGAAGGGUGAGUGAAUGAAUCCAGUGUUCCUCACUCCUGAUGACUAGGAUGUCUGCUGUGCACAUCGUCUCUGUGGCAGAAGAAGAAGAAAAGAUCAUUUCUAUAGCGCCUCUCAAGAUAAAAACCACGAGGUGCUUCACAAAAACAAAAAAUGUACAACUAUAAAAAAUAAAUUAGAAAAUGGUUAAAAAUAUAUUUAAAAUGAGCAACAAUAGACAAUUAUGAUUAAACAAAGUUAAGAAAGAGAGAGAGUGAACAGGAAGGAGGGAAACCAGUGGAUCCUGAGGAAGGUGGAAUAGGUGGGGAGAGCAGAAUAAAGAGAGAGAGGUGAAGAAGGUCAUACAAAAGCCAGCUUGAACAAGUGAGUCUUCAGCUGCUUUUUAAAGGAGACCACUGAGUCCACUGAUCUCAGGCUCAGAGGGAGAGAGGUCCAGAGUCUGGGGGCCACAGCAGCAGAUGAUCUGUCACCUUUGACCUUUAGCCUGGUGCUGCACAACCAGUAGGCUUUGGUCACUGGACCUCAGGGACCUGCUGGGGGUGUAGGGACUAAGAAGAUCACCAAUGUAAGAUGGUGCUUGUCCAUGUAAGGCCCUAUAGACCAGAACCAGGAUCUUGAAAUGAACCCUGAAAUUGACUGGCAGCCAGUGAAGCUGGAGGAGAAGCGGGGUGAUGUGGGUGUGUUUGGAGGACUUGGUCAGAAGCCGAGCACAGGCGUUCUGAACCACCUGUAGACGGUUCAGGGAGGUUCUGCUCAGACACGUGAAAAGAGAGUUACAGUAGUCUAAGCGUGAGGAGAUGAAGGUGUGGAGAACUGUCUCAAGUUCAGAGCGGGACAGAAUGGGACUCAGCUUAGCAACGUUCCUGAGAUGGAAGAAGGAAGAGCCAACAAGAGAACUGACAUGAGAAUCCAGGGUGAGAGCUGGGUCAAAGGUCACGCCAAGAUUCCUGACAGAAGGUUUGGUGUGAGAAGCAAGCUGACCAAGAGAGUCUCUGACUUUGGGAACCAGCUUGUCUGGGGCACAGAUGAGGAUCUCAGUCUUAUCUUCAUUCAGCUGAAGAAAGCUCCCACCAUCCAGGUUCUGAUAGAGUCCAAGCAGGUGUGUAACAGCUGCAGCUUAGACAUCUCAUGGGGCUUAAAGGAGAUGUACAGUUGGAUGUCAUCUGCAUAAAGAUAGUAGGAGAUUCCUUUGAAGGAGCUCAGGAUGUGCUGAAGAGGAAGCAGAUAGAGGAGGAAGAGCGGGAGCCUUCAGUCCUGCAUGCCGAGACACGUUUGAGCUGUAAUAUGCAAAUCUGAGCUCACCCAGUAAGUCUGAGUUUUGUGUACCUGACCAGCGACCGGUCCAACAGCAUUCGUUCUCAUCUCCAUCAGAAAGCCCCGCAGGCUCAGAGCAGACUGAUCCGGAGUUUCCUCGUUGAGCUGCGAUAAGGAAUAUCAGGAGGGAAUUUGACUCAGUGGGAGUCAUAGCAUAGCAUAGUUUAUUUAUAAAGCACGUUUAAAACGCAGCAUGGGAGCUGCCCAACUCCAACGGGCAGUUCCACAGCUUUGGGGCAGCAUGCACAAACGCUCGAUCCCCCGCGAUUUGAGUCUCGUCCAGGGCGUGUGCAGCAGCAAAAGGUCAGCCGACCUCAACGUGCGCGUGGGCACAUAUGGAGUGAGAAGGGCAGAGAGGUAGGGAGGUUUUAUUGAAACAAACUAAAAUCCAGUUUUUGAAACUGUGGCAGGAAGUUUGUUUCCUUCUCAGGUUUCUAAGAUCUCACAGAUCGACUCUUCUUCAGGCUUUUAACUCAACUGUAAGUUCCUACUGGAGCAGAUUUGGAGAGAAGCAGACGGUGUCUAGUUAGGGUUAGACUACAUAUUCAGUGAAACGAUCAAUAAGAUGUGAUGUUCCUUAUAAAUGUGAAUCUGAUGGUCUCUGAUACCUUUAGGUUCCUGGACUAACACACACUUCAUAUUACUCCAGACAGAGUCACGUAUGUAGUCUUCCUAAACGAGUGGUCACACAGCACACGGUAUCACGUAUGUAGUCUUCCUAAACGAGUGAUCACACACAGCACACGGUAUCACGUAUGUAGUCUUCCUAAACGAGUGGUCACACAGCACACGGUAUCACGUAUGUAGUCUUCCUAAACGAGUGAUCACACACAGCACACGGUAUCACGUAUGUAGUCUUCCUAAACGAGUGAUCACACACAGCACACGGUAUCACGUAUGUAGUCUUCCUAAACGAGUGGUCACACACAGCACACGGUAUCACGUAUGUAGUCUUCCUAAACGAGUGGUCACACAGCACACGGUAUCACGUAUGUAGUCUUCCUAAACGAGUGAUCACACACAGCACACGGUAUCACGUAUGUAGUCUUCCUAAACGAGUGAUCACACACAGCACACGGUAUCACGUAUGUAGUCUUCCUAAACGAGUGGUCACACACAGCACACGGUAUCACGUAUGUAGUCUUCCUAAACGAGUGGUCACACACAGCACACGGUAUCACGUAUGUAGUCUUCCUAAACGAGUGAUCACACACAGCACACGGUAUCACGUAUGUAGUCUUCCUAAACGAGUGGUCACACACAGCACACGGUAUCACGUAUGUAGUCUUCCUAAACGAGUGGUCACACACAGCACACGGUAUCACGUAUGUAGUCUUCCUAAACGAGUGGUCACACAGCACACGGUAUCACGUAUGCAGUCUUCCUAAACGAGUGAUCACACACAGCACACGGUAUCACGUAUGUAGUCUUCCUAAACGAGUGAUCACACACAGCGUACGGUAUCACGUAUGUAGUCUUCCUAAACGAGUGGUCACACACAGCACACGGUAUCACGUAUGUAGUCUUCCUAAACGAGUGAUCACACACAGCACACGGUAUCACGUAUGUAGUCUUCCUAAACGAGUGGUCACACACAGCACACGGUAUCACGUAUGUAGUCUUCCUAAACGAGUGGUCACACAGCACACGGUAUCACGUAUGUAGUCUUCCUAAACGAGUGGUCACACACAGCACACGGUAUCACGUAUGUAGUCUUCCUAAACGAGUGGUCACACAGCACACGGUAUCACGUAUGUAGUCUUCCUAAACGAGUGAUCACACACAGCACACGGUAUCACGUAUGUAGUCUUCCUAAACGAGUGGUCACACACAGCACACAGUAUCACAUAUGUAGUCUUCCUAAACGAGUGGUCACACACAGCACACGGUAUCACGUAUGUAGUCUUCCUAAACGAGUGGUCACACAGCACACGGUAUCACGUAUGUAGUCUUCCUAAACGAGUGGUCACACACAGCACACGGUAUCACGUAUGUAGUCUUCCUAAACGAGUGGUCACACACAGCACACGGUAUCACGUAUGUAGUCUUCCUAAACGAGUGGUCACACACAGCACACGGUAUCACGUAUGUAGUCUUCCUAAACGAGUGGUCACACAGCACACGGUAUCACGUAUGUAGUCUUCCUAAACGAGUGGUCACACACAGCACACGGUAUCACGUAUGUAGUCUUCCUAAACGAGUGGUCACACACAGCACACGGUAUCACGUAUGUAGUUUUCCUAAACGAGUGGUCACACAGCACACGGUAUCACGUAUGUAGUCUUCCUAAACGAGUGGUCACACACAGCACACGGUAUCACGUAUGUAGUCUUCCU